UGUUCUGAAAACGGUUUCAAGCUUUUGCAAGGUUCUCCAUGCUCCAGUGGAGAUACUCUGCAGAAUGAUUUCAGUGGAGAAGUGUGGAAUACAGAGGGAAGGCAGAGUUCAGAGGUGGAGCCUAAUAUUGUAAUUUCUAUUACCUGGAAAAAGCUCUCAGCUCUGAAGCCCCAGCACAAAGAAGAGAGUGUUGAGAAGACAAGAGCAGCUGCCAUAGCAGGGACCAGCAACAUCCAUGGGAAAGGGCACACAGCAAAUAUUCCUUGCUUUGCUUUGCUUUGCAGUAGCAAAAUGUCAGGAAGAGAAGACCUGCCCAGAAGUAAAAAUAACAGGAGUCAAUGGAACUGAGAAGCUUGAUAUUAUCCAUGGUCUCCCUGGAGCUUAUGGUAUCAUGGGUCCCAAAGGUGAACCUGGAGAUAAAGGAGAGACAGGAGACAUUGGACCCCCUGGGCCUCCUGGGGAGAUGGGACCACCUGGGGACAAAGGAGAAAAGGGUGACCCUGGUGAGCAUGGUCCACAAGGAGACAAAGGAAGCCCUGGAUCAGCUUCAGACAUAAGACAGGAAGAUUUGAACCAGAUAUGGUGUAAAGGAGCAAAGAAUUGCAAGCAACUGUUAAUUAGAGGGGUAUUGCUGAGUGGCUGGUAUACCAUCUAUCCUAAGGACUGUAAGCCCAUGGUCGUGUUUUGUGACAUGGACACAGAUGGAGGUGGCUGGAUUGUCUUCCAGAGACGGAUGGACGGUUCAGUAAACUUUUAUCGUAAUUGGAAAGAAUAUAAGAAAGGUUUUGGCAGCAGACUGACUGAAUUCUGGUUGGGGAAUGACAAUAUUAACAUCCUGACGACUUCAGAGAUAACUCAACUUCGCAUUGACCUCACAGAUUUUGAUAAUAAGUCUGCAUUUGCCAAAUACCAAACAUUCAAGGUUUUAGAUGAAUCUCAAAAAUACAUGCUAGCUGUUGGAAAAUACACUGAAGGUGAUGCAGGGGAUUCAUUGAUUUAUCACAAUGGCAUGCCGUUCUCCACUAAAGACGAACAGAAUAACUCUACUUUCAACUGUGCACGACUCUACAAAGGAGCCUGGUGGUACUUUUAUUGCCACGAGUCCAAUCUGAACGGACUUUACAAGAGGGGAGUACAUGAAAGUUAUGCAGACGGAGUGAACUGGAUGAGAUGGAAAGGGUAUAAAUAUUCCAUGAAAACUACAGAAAUGAAAAUUAAGCCAAUGUGAAACUCAUAGGAAGGUCAGGACAAGAGAAGAUUUAGACAAAGGGUUUUAGAACAUUUGGAUUGUCCCAACCCCCGCCACUGCCUCCUGAUCAACCUUAGAAACAAAUAAAGCACUGCAUUGGUCACAA
This is a messenger RNA of Gavialis gangeticus (Gharial), 1355 nucleotides long. Its product is annotated as ficolin-2-like. The coding region runs from base 236 to 1228 and encodes 330 amino acids. The record is from RefSeq and is a predicted model, not a curated record. The transcript is spliced from 10 exons. Lineage: Eukaryota; Metazoa; Chordata; Crocodylia; Gavialidae.